ACUUCAUUACUGCCAACAUGUGUUUGUUGGUAGCGUGACAGAGUAGUAGUUGAAAUAUUCAAAUAUGAGUUUAUUGCCGUUUUUCAUUACAUGACAAAUAAGUUAAUCUGAUUCUUGGUGAUCCCUAUAUUAAUAGUUGCGUGUUGUUAAACAUGGAGACUUAGCUAAUACUCUACGUCGACGUUGUGUUUAUUUGGCUGCUUGGAUGGCAGCAUAAUUCUCACGUUGCGACUUUGUCCACCAAUAACACUAAAGUUUCAUACCUAUAUGAUUGUUGUUUGUGAUUGUGUUUGUUAGUGGUUUUCGUAUCCCUAUAAUUUAUAUUGAUACUUUUCUGGAUGGCACAAGACUUCAUUUCAAUGAAUGAGAGAAUUAAUCGAAGAAGUGGGCACAUAGCUGUAGUAUAUGGAGACUGGAUGAUUGUUUGGGGCGGUUAUGUGGACCAUGAACAGCAAACUUCCACAUCACAGAUUCACACCCACUACCAUCACACAGAUGAGUUAUGGAUAUAUAAUUGUUUGACAGAAGUUUGGGAAAGGAUUCUAACAAAAGGAGACAUUCCACACAGAAAUUCAGGAUCAUGUGGUCUGUUGCAUGAAGACUUUCUCUAUAUAUUUGGAGGAUUUCACGGGAUGGAUAAUGCGGGAUCGGUGAAUGGCAACAGUAACUACCUUUUUAGACUAGACCUCACGACCAUGACAUGGGAGUGGCUGCACCCGACCGGUAACCAGCCGGCUCCUUGCGACAAACUUGCUGGAUGGGUGUAUGACGAUAAGUUGUACUUUUUUGGUGGUUUCGGCCCACAACCAGAAUUUGGUGUCCCAUUUCAGCAUGUAAUUGAUCCUAGUACGGAGCCAUCGGGUUGGCCCCGAGGCUGGAACAAUCAGCUAGUAGUGUACAACCCUGUCAAUAACAGCUGGGAAUGGCCGAAAGUGCAAGGACCCACCCCUUCGCCUCGUGCAGCCCACGCAGCUGACAUCUCGGGGCACAAGGUUUAUGUGUUUGGUGGUCGCAUUGGCAACACACGGAACAACGAUCUGCACUGUCUCGACAUGGACAGUAUGAUGUGGAGUGGCAAUUUGACGCAUCCGUUCGAGCUGAAUCCCGAAGGCAGGUCGUGGCACAGUCUUACAUUUAUAACAGACACGCGAGCCAUUGUGUAUGGAGGUCUCAAUCAGUACAAUAUUGUUCUUAGUGAUUGCUGGCUCCUGGAUGUAGCGUCCAAGACUCGCUGGUAUAGAUUCCCGUAUCAACGCUCGAAGCCUCGGCUGUGGCACAAAGCACAGUAUGUUCCUACGUGUGGGGAGCUCCUAAUUGUCGGUGGACACAGAGCGAACAUCCUUGACCACACUGAAUGCAUAAUGACUGCUGGUUGCUCACUUUGCACAGUGAGGGCAUGGACCACGAAUGGCAGGAAUUUGAGUUGUCGUACGACCACGGUGAGCCACGCUGCAGCCACACUGCAUGUUUGUUCCCAGCAACGGGCGAACUUCUCAUUCACUCGGGUUCCACCCAACCGUUUUAUGAGACGAGGCUGAAACUCAAAGUAAAUACACUUUGUAUGUGUUAAUUUCUCGGACAG
Molecule: messenger RNA, 1582 nt
Organism: Zootermopsis nevadensis
Lineage: Eukaryota; Metazoa; Arthropoda; Insecta; Blattodea; Termopsidae
Source: RefSeq, a predicted model, not a curated record